Diversispora eburnea is the source of this 1737-nucleotide messenger RNA. The record is from the annotation of a GenBank genome assembly. NCBI's taxonomy places the organism in Eukaryota, Fungi, Glomeromycota, Glomeromycetes, Diversisporales, Diversisporaceae.
AUGGAAGAAUCCAAGAGAUUUUUAAAACAAAAUAAAUUUUGUAAUAAUCCCCAGGAUGCAAUUAAUUUUAAUAGUAAUUUAAUACAUUUAAGUUCAAAAGAAGUUUUGGAGGCGGAACGAAUCGUUCAACAACAUUUGAUACGUGUAAUGAAAUCUAAAUUAGAAAUGGAUCCUGAACAAAUUCCGUUUAUUAUCAAUAAAUAUAAACAAGAUUCAUUUCCAAAUUAUUUAAAAAGCAAUAAUCUUCAAGAAAUGAUUAAAAUUUAUAAUGAAGAACAAGUAGAUGUUUUACCUCGGAAUAUAGGAUAUCUCUUUGCUGCAUAUAUUAAAGGGGAUAACAUAGAAGGAGCAUUUAAAUUAUUAGAAAAUAUUUAUUUGGGACAUUUUAAAAUGGACGGAUUUUUAUAUCGAAUAGAGAAAUAUUUAACACCUAGAGAAUUAGAUAUAGCCAAAUAUGUAUUAAAAGAAAAUUUUGUUAAACGAGUUAAACCUAAUUCACGACAAUUUACCGCUCAUUUGAAUAGAUUGUUUAAAUUAGGAUUAAAUCAUCGAGCAUUUUCUUUAUAUGAAAAAAUUUUAGAAUAUGGAGUUGAACCUAAUGAACAUACUUAUGGAAUAUUUUUAUCAGGAUUUUUUAAAAAUAAAAGAUAUAAAUAUUGGUUUCGCAUAUUAAAUGAUAUUACAAAUCAAGGAAUUCAAUCAUCAAUAAUAAUUUAUAGUCGAUUAAUUUGGGCAUUUGCUAACGAUGGUAGAAUUAAAGAUGCAGAAAAUUUAUGGUAUAGAAUUAAAAGAGAAAAUAUUAAAUUAGAUGAUGUUAUUUAUCGUACAAUGAUGAAUGCAUAUUUUAAGGCAAAGAAAAAACGGGAAGCCAUGCAUUUAUUUAAUCGUAUGUUAGAAGAUCCAGAAAUUCCGGUAAAUGAAAAAACAUAUAAUUUAGUUAUUGAUGGAUUAUUUUGGAAUAAUAGUCGAGAAAUAGCAUUUAAGGUAUUCGAAGAAAUGAAGAAACGAAAUGUUUUACCAAAUUUAAUAACAUAUAAUAUUUUAAUUAGAGGAUUAUUAUAUUAUAAAAAUGAUUCAUUGGUUAUGGAAAUUUUACAAGAGAUGAAACAAUCAAAUGUUCAACCUGAUGUAAUAACAUUAACCACACUUUUGUCACGAUUUUUUGCACGAAAAGAUAUGGAAAGUGUGAAAAGAAUGAUUAAUAAUUUUGAACAAUAUGGAAUUAAACCUAAUGUUAAUACAUAUGAAACAUUGAUUGGAGGAUUAAUAUCUAUUGAUGAUUUAAUGGGUGCACAAAUAGCAUAUAAAGAAAUGAUUAAUGGAGGUGUAAUUCCUAAUAUUAAAAUUUAUAGAAUGAUGUUAAGACUUCAUUUUAAACAAAAGAAUUUAAACGAAGCAAAAGAAAAUUAUGAAUAUAUCAAAUAUUUAAAAAUAACACCUACAUUGAUAUAUUUUAAAACUUUAAUAUUAGGAUUUGUUGAAGCGAGAGAAUUAAAAACAGCUCAAAGAUUUUAUAGAGAAAUGAUUUCACAAAAAAUUAAACCUUCGAUUCCAAUAUUUAAAAUAUUGAUUAAUGGAUAUAUCGAGAAUAACGAUUUUCAAGGAGCACUAAAAAUUUGUUGGGAUGUGAAAAAAAGUGAUCACAUUCCACAUGAUCCAGAAUUAAAAAGUUUAUGUCGUGAAGUUGAAAAAGUAACAAAAAAUCCAUUACGCGAAAAUCGAAAGUUUUCAUUUUAA